Vombatus ursinus (common wombat) is the source of this 1036-nucleotide messenger RNA. RefSeq names its product chromosome unknown C20orf85 homolog (gene CIMIP1). Lineage: Eukaryota; Metazoa; Chordata; Mammalia; Diprotodontia; Vombatidae. The coding region runs from base 61 to 471 and encodes 136 amino acids. The record is from RefSeq and is a predicted model, not a curated record. The transcript is spliced from 4 exons.
CCGAGGCAGGAUCCCAGGCCACUCCUGCCAUUUGUACUCCGACUUGGACCAGAACAAGUCAUGGCCCAGAAACCCCUCACCAACACGGCCGCCGAUAAACUCAAUUUCGUUGCACAGGAUGAGAUCUGGAAAUAUCGCCUUCAAGCUGAGUCAGAUGCACGGAAUAAUUGGUCUAAGAAUUGGGGAUUUUUAACAAUCUCUAUGGAAGAGUUACUGAGGAGAGAAGGGGAAGUACCUAAGCCUCCGAAGCCCAAGAUAGAACUUCCAGGACAUUUACGCAUCCGGCCCGUGACACCAGUGGAAAAAUAUAUUAAGGUCUACCCUUCACCACCAGUUCCUCAGACAACUAAGGGUUUUAUUGGUUGGAGAUCCACAAUUCCUGGUUUGGAACUUGAGAAAAACUACAAAAUUAUAAGCUGUAAAGGUGCCUAUACCAAAGAGCUUCAAUGGCCUGAGCAGGGAAUCCACUGAAACUAAGGGGAGAGAGCAGGGCCCACAGAGGGCCUUGUGUAUCCUCAAAGAAUGGGAGAACCUUGAUCAUUUUAAGACUAAAAAGAAUUUAAAAUAACUAUGUGAGUUGGUUUUAAAAAAAAGUAUGAUGAUGAGGUACUUAGCAUAGGCUAAAAAUAAUGUGUAAACUUUUUGGAAUUCAAAGAGGUCAUACUCACUUCAAGAAGCCAGGUAGAUUUAUUCCGUUGAAAGAAGGGUCUUGGUUUUAUUCUUUAUGGUCAAUACACCUGUACAGGCAAAGUGUUUUUGAUGUAUUCUUUAUGACAUGGUGAGUAUUUCCAUGGGUAUUGUGUUAUUAUAUUAUGGGUAUUAUAAUGUGGGUAUUAUAUGGGUAUUUACUUGCAUGACUUUAAAACUUAAACUUUUUUGUUGAAAAUUUGACUAAUCAGAAUUACAAAUACAGUUAUCCCUUUCACAUCACAGAGGUUAAGGGCCCAGUGCCCCCAGGGAUCUGGAAAAUCCAAGCAAAAUUUUUUGGCCCUCCCCUCAUGCCAGAGAAGAAGUCUGAAUUAUUAUGGUAUUAAGA